Molecule: messenger RNA, 419 nt
Organism: Drosophila navojoa
Lineage: Eukaryota; Metazoa; Arthropoda; Insecta; Diptera; Drosophilidae
Source: RefSeq, a predicted model, not a curated record
AAAGCCAAGCAAAAGUAGAACGGGCCAGGCAGAAUGACUGAGCACCAGGAAGACUUGUUGUCUAAUGACGAUGACGAGUCCUUCUCAUACUGUCCAGAGGUCGAGGAUACUUUCACCGAGGAGGAGACGGAACAAGCGCUGCUGUUCAUCAAGGAAAAUAAUUUGCCCAUGGCCGAUCUGCACUAUGCUCUCAAAUAUGUGCGCAUCUCGAAUCGCGCCGUCGAUCUGGACGACAAGUUUAAGGAGAUACAACAACGCCUGAAGAAGCUGCGGGAACAGGACAUGGUUGUUGUCAGCCCGCCGAAGUGCGGCAACUUGAGUUACAAUUUCGUCAACAAUCCCCAAACGUGAAGAGCUUUAAUUGAAAUCGAAUUUGCAAGAGUUUUGUGUGAUUUAUUAAAGGCAAGUAAACCAAGUUA